Salarias fasciatus (jewelled blenny) is the source of this 3855-nucleotide messenger RNA. Its product is annotated as poly [ADP-ribose] polymerase tankyrase-2-like. The transcript is spliced from 30 exons. The record is from RefSeq and is a predicted model, not a curated record. Gene Ontology annotation, molecular function: NAD+ poly-ADP-ribosyltransferase activity; protein binding. Bases 63 to 3803 code for a protein of 1246 amino acids. Lineage: Eukaryota; Metazoa; Chordata; Actinopteri; Blenniiformes; Blenniidae.
CGGCUCUCCUCCUCCGGUCAGGGAUCCACAGAGCUGCUCGAUCCUGGAGCGCCCCCUGCUGCAUGGCCUCGGCCGCUGCAGGUCUGUGCUGCCCGCACUCCAGACCGUCCAGAGCCGGCGUCCCCAAGCCGGCGAGGGGCCGCUCGCCGUCGUCCAUGUCGUCGGGCCGCAGGUGCUCGGGCACGUCGGGUCUGGCGGGAGGAGCCGUGUCCCCGGGGCCCAUGACGGUGGACGUAGGAGGAGGAGGAGCAGGAGGCGGGGCCGGCGACGCCCACAGGGAGCUGUUCGAGGCCUGCCGGAGCGGAGACCUGGAGCGAGUCCGGAAGCUGGUGACGGCAGAGAACGUGAACAGCCGCGACACGGCGGGAAGGAAGUCUACGCCGCUGCACUUUGCUGCAGGGUUUGGCCGUAAAGACGUGGUGGACUUCCUCCUGCAGAGCGGCGCCAACGUGCACGCCCAGGACGACGGCGGCCUCGUCGCCCUCCACAACGCCUGCUCCUUCGGCCACGCCGAGGUGGUGAGUCUCCUGCUGCGACAUGGCGCCGAUGCCAACGCCAGAGACAACUGGAACUACACGCCCCUGCACGAGGCCGCCAUCAAGGGCAAGAUCGACGUGUGCAUCACGUUGUUGCAGCACGGUGCUGAUCUGACCAUCAGGAACUCGGACGGUCGCUCCGCUCUCGAUCUUUCUGAUUCGUCUGCUAAAGCCGUCCUCACUGGAGAAUACAGGAAAGACGAACUCCUGGAGAGUGCCAGGAGCGGGAACGAGGAGAAGCUGAUGUCUCUGCUGACGCCGCUCAACGUCAACUGUCACGCCAGCGACGGGCGAAAGUCGACGCCGUUGCACCUGGCGGCCGGCUACAACCGCGUGAAGACGGUGCAGCUGCUGCUGCAGCACGGGGCCGACGUGCACGCCAAGGACAAAGGGGACCUGGUUCCUCUUCAUAACGCCUGCUCAUACGGACACUACGAAGUCACCGAGCUGCUGGUGAAGCACGGCGCCUGUGUUAACGCCAUGGACCUGUGGCAGUUCACUCCCCUGCAUGAAGCCGCCUCCAAGAACCGCAUGGAGGUGUGCUCUCUGCUGCUCAGCUACGGCGCCGACCCCGCCUUCCUCAACUGUCACAACAAAAGCUCCAUCGACCUGGCUCCCACCGUGCAGCUGAAGGAGCGCCUGGCCUACGAGUUCAGAGGUCACAGCCUGCUGCAGGCGUGCAGGGAGGGCGACCCGCUUCAAGUCAAGAAGCACCUGAGCCCGGAGACCCUCGGCUUCAAGCACCCCCUCAGCCUGGAGACGGCGCUGCAUUGUGCGGCUGCGUCUCCGUACCCAAAAAGGAAGCAAGUGUGUGAACUCCUGCUGAGAAGAGGUGCCGGCGUCAACGACAAGACCAAAGACCUGCUGACCCCGCUCCACCUGGCCGCGGAGAACGCCCACAACGACGCCCUGGAGGUUUUGGUGAAGCACGACGCCAAGGUGAACGCCGUGGACCAGCUGGGCCAGACGGCGCUGCAUCGGGCGGCUCAGCGCGGACACCUGCAGACCUGCAGGCUGCUGCUGGCGGCCGGCUGCGACCCGCUGCUCACGUCUCUGCAGGGCUUCUCCCCGUCGCAGCUGGGCAACGCGAGCGUGCAGGAGGUCCUGCAAGCUGAAGGCGUUCUCAUCGGGAACUCUGAAGUCGACCGCCAGCUUCUGGAAGCCUCCAAAUCAGGAGACGUGGAGACGGUGAAGAAACUCUGCACCGUGCAGAACGUCAACUGCCGCGACGUGGAGGGCCGCCAGUCCACGCCGCUGCAUUUCGCCGCAGGGUACAACCGCCUGGCCGUGGUGCAGUUCCUGCUGCAGCGGGGAGCCGACGUGCACGCCAAAGACAAAGGUGGGUUGGUUCCCCUCCAUAACGCCUGCUCCUACGGUCACUACGAAGUGGCCGAGCUGCUGGUGCUUCACGGCGCCGUGGUCAACGUGGCGGACCUCUGGAAGUUCACGCCGCUGCAUGAAGCUGCCGCCAAGGGCAAAUACGACAUCUGUAAACUGCUGCUGCAGCACGGCGCCGACCCGAGCCGGAAGAACCGUGACGGCAACACACCGCUGGACCUGGUGAAGGACGCAGACACUGACAUCCAGGACCUGCUGCGCGGCGACGCCGCCCUGCUGGACGCCGCCAAGAAGGGCUGCCUGAGCCGAGUGAAGAAACUGUGUUCAGGAGACAACGUCAACUGUAGAGACACACAGGGGAGACACUCCACUCCACUGCACCUGGCUGCGGGAUACAAUAACCUGGAGGUUGCAGAGUAUCUGCUGCAGCACGGAGCUGAGGUUAACUCUCAGGAUAAAGGAGGUCUGAUUCCUCUGCACAAUGCUGCCUCCUACGGGCACGUGGACGUGGCCGCUCUGCUGAUUAAGUACGACGCCUGCGUCAACGCCACGGACAAGUGGGCGUUCACGCCGCUGCACGAGGCCGCACAGAAGGGGCGCACGCAGCUCUGCGCCCUCCUGUUGGCUCACGGCGCCGACCCCGCCCUCCGCAAUCAGGAAGGACAGUCUCCGCUGGACCUGGUGACGGCCGAUGAUGUCCGCGCUCUGCUGACGGCGGCGAUGCCGCCCUCUGCUCUGCCUGGCUGUUAUAAACCUCAGGUCAUCAGCGUAGCGGCGGCGUCCUCUGGUGCUCCGCCCGUCGCCAUCGUCCCUCCACUCCUCUCCUCUUCAUCUUCUUCCUCGCCCUCGUGCCCUGCCCCUCCCCUCCUCCUCCUCCCCUCUUCCUCCGCCUCCUCCUCUGUUCUCGAUGCUGCGUCUACAGCACCGCCCGCCGCUAACGCUGCCGCGAACUCCUCAUCGCCCCUGCCCUCCUCGGUGUUUUCUGAGGUGUCGGUGCCGCCGUCAGAUGCCGAUGGAACGCUGGACAUGGAGAGAAAAGAUGAAGGCGCCGAGCUCAGUAUCAGCCAGUUCCUGAAGAACCUCGGCCUGGAGCAUCUUCUGGAGAUCUUUGAUAUGGAACAGAUCACUCUGGACGUGUUGGUGGAGAUGGGUCACUGCGAGCUCAAAGAAAUCGGCAUCAAUGCCUUCGGACACCGACACAAGAUCAUCAAAGGAGUGGAGAGGCUCAUCAGCGGGCCACAGAGUCUGAAUUCGUACCUGACUCUGAACACGGCGAACAGCGGGACCAUCCUGAUCGACCUGGCGGCUGAAGACAAGGAGUUCCAGUCGGUGGAGGAGGAGAUGCAGAGCACAAUAAGAGAGCACCGGGACGGCGGCCAUGCUGGAGGCGUCUUCAGCAGAUACAACCUGGUCAAGAUCCAGAAGGUGUGCAACAAGAAGCUGUGGGAGCGUUACAGCCACCGCAGGAAGGAGGUGACCGAGGAGAACCACAACCACUCCAACGAGCGCAUGCUGUUCCACGGCUCGCCGUUCGUCAACGCCAUCAUCCACAAAGGCUUCGACGAGCGCCACGCCUACAUCGGCGGGAUGUUCGGCGCCGGGAUUUACUUCGCGGAGAACUCGUCCAAGAGCAACCAGUACGUCUACGGGAUCGGAGGAGGAACCGGCUGUCCGCUGCACAAGGACCGCUCCUGCUACACCUGCCACAGGCACCUGCUGUUCUGCCGGGUGACUCUGGGUAAAUCCUUCCUGCAGUUCAGCGCCAUGAAGAUGGCUCACUCCCCGCCGGGGCACCACUCCGUCACCGGCAGGCCCAGCGUCAACGGGCUGGCUCUGGCCGAGUACGUCAUCUACAGGGGAGAGCAGGCCUACCCGGAGUACCUGAUCACCUACCAGAUCAUGAAGCCAGAGGCGUCUGCAGAGGGAUGAAGAGGAGGGAGGAGGAUGAAGGCCGAGACGCUCCGCUCAGUGCAUGCACAAA